Messenger RNA from Geodia barretti, 333 nucleotides. NCBI's taxonomy places the organism in Eukaryota, Metazoa, Porifera, Demospongiae, Tetractinellida, Geodiidae. The record is from the annotation of a GenBank genome assembly.
AUGCUUGAAGUAGCCGUAUGGAUUGGAGUCGUAGUAGUCGGCCUGGCCGUUCUGGCUUUCCUCGAAGUCCUGCGUUCCAACUCCUUCAUCGGCGCUCACCGCGGAGAGAUCUGGAUGGCGCUGCCCACCGUGGCCCUAUGCGUGCUGGCUUCCAUCGCUGGGGCUGGGGCGGUGCUGUUCUUCUUCCGCUUCUUCCUGGGCCGCAUGUCGCACGUUGUUGCCUGGCCCUAUCUAGUGCUGGCCCUGGCAGCCAUAUUCGCUGUUGGCCACUACCUGCUCCGGCAGCGCACCGCCGGGCCGGGCCAUCCCAACGGGUUCGGAUCGGACUGCUGA